Messenger RNA from Musca vetustissima, 1293 nucleotides. RefSeq lists its product as uncharacterized. Bases 1 to 1293 code for a protein of 430 amino acids. The record is from RefSeq and is a predicted model, not a curated record. The transcript is spliced from 2 exons. NCBI's taxonomy places the organism in Eukaryota, Metazoa, Arthropoda, Insecta, Diptera, Muscidae.
AUGGAUAUGAAGCAAAUAAUAUUCCUCUUUAUAACGUGUAUCGUAGCAUAUUGUAAUUCGCAAACAUAUACCCAAGGAUAUCGUUAUCCUGCUCAGCGGAGAGCCGGCUAUAGUUAUACGCCUACAUCAUAUAAUCGUGGAGCUGUUUCGACGGUUUCAAAUAAUCGUAAUUCAUAUUCAACGGCUACCAAACCAUAUUAUCAAACAAAUUCGAAUGCCUAUCGUUAUUCGACAACACAACGACCGAGUACAGCUGUGAAAGGAUAUAGUUCGGCAGCUAAGGAUACACGUUAUAAUAGCUACAAUUCAAGAGCAUAUUCCACACAAACAGCUACAUCGGCAAAUAACCCUGUACGCUGGUAUGCCUCUUCCGAUGAUUAUAAACGCAAUAAUUAUAUUACAACACCUGCUGACGAGUCAGCCACUACUCAGCAGGAUACUAGAUCUUCCACAAAUACCAAGGAUAAUUUAAGAAAUACCUACAACAGUGCCACUAGCAACUCCCAGGACACUCGUCGAAAUCCGGCAACUAUACCCGAUGCGGAAAAUGCCAAAUUUGCUGGGACCGAUAAUCAGGAAAAGGAUGAUGAAUCUUCACCCCGAACCGCAUUAUAUUUGAAGCGUCGAAAAUUUCUACGACAACGUUUGGCAGCUGCUUCGGCUCUGCGUAAUCGUUGCUUGGCCUAUGGACGUGAUGCUCAGGCAGAGAAAACCAUAACACCACCACCUAGGGAACAAGGACGUUUUCUAUUCGAUGUUAAUGUAUACAAAGUGUAUCCUCAAGGACCUGUAGCGGCACCAUUAGGUUGUGGUGGUUACGGUGGAGGUUUUGGUGGAGGACUUUUUGGUGAUGAUUUGGGUUAUGGUGGUGGCGGCGCCGGCCUGGGUGGUGCAUUAGCAGAUCCCUUAUUAGAUCCUGUCUAUCCAGCCACUCCAGUGUUAAAUCAAAUUUUGGGCGCUUGGGCUCCGGGUAUAUUGAAUAAUGCCUUGGCGGUUACAGCUCGGCCCUUGGCAGAUCCCCUACCACCACCAACAAAUUCAGAUCAGGAUUUACAAAAUGAUCCAGAUGUCGAUCCAGAUUAUCAGCGGCCAGUGCCAAUACGUAGACCAAGGCCGAAUCGGGUGUAUUAUGAUUCAGCGGGAGCGGCUCCCUUGACCCCUGCCCAAUUGGUUGGCGGUGUUGCCACCACUGUGAAUGGCAUUAUACAACAGCUAACUGGCAAUGUCCAGCCGGUAUAUCAAUCUGCCUAUACACGCUCAAAUGGCUCUUACAGAUCCAAUCGAUAUGGUUAA